Messenger RNA from Sorghum bicolor (sorghum), 1461 nucleotides. RefSeq names its product VQ motif-containing protein 11-like. Bases 306 to 1130 code for a protein of 274 amino acids. The record is from RefSeq and is a predicted model, not a curated record. Lineage: Eukaryota; Viridiplantae; Streptophyta; Magnoliopsida; Poales; Poaceae. The transcript has a single exon.
CCGGAAAAGAUGCGUGAUGCUGCACAUCAUGCACGUACACGUACUCUACGUUACGACGCCGCGCAGUCGCGGGUCCGUCGUCGUCUCUCUCGCGCUCGCGUCGUAGUCGUAGUCGCAGCCACAGUGGCACAGCCUGCAUGGACACGGCAAUAAAGGUAGCGUCCGGGGGGCCAAAGGUUUAGCGAGGGCAGAAAAGACCCCUGUCCUCCUGCGACUGCGACGAUCCGUCCAGGUCCAGGUCCGGUAGCCAUCCAUCCAUCCGUCGCGGGCCGGCCGUCCGGCUCCGGCCGAUCCCUUUGGCUUUAAUGCAGCCUUUUUGUCCCUUAAAAAGCUACCACCAGCCGCUCCAUCCCGCCUUCCUUCGGUCACGCACGCCUCGCCUUCCCUCCUCUUGCUCUCGCUCCUUGCUUGCUUGCUCACCUAGCUUUGUCAUGGCGGCGUCCCGCUCGCCCAAGGUCGUGAGACAGGCAGCGGCCGCGACCUGCGUCGUGGACGACAACACCACGUUCGUGCAGGCCGACCCGGCCACGUUCCGCGCGCUCGUGCAGAAGCUCACGGGCGCGGCACCAGCAGCAGCAGCAGGCGGGACGACAGCGGCGGCGGAGAAGCUGCCGGCAAAGCCGCAGGAGGACGAGGCGGCGGCGGUGACCAUCGCGCACGCGCCGCCGCCGCCGCCGCCGCCGCCGAGGCGGCCGAAGCUGCAAGAGAGGCGGCGCGCGGCUCCGGCCAGGCUGGAGCUGGCGCGGCCGCAGCUGCCAUCGUCGUCGUCGUCGUUCUACUACUACCACCACCACGCUCACGCCCACGCCCACCACCACAGCGCCCACGGGCUGAUGCACUCGCCGGUGUCGCCCAUGGACGCGUACUUGGUGCUGGCGGCAGCGUCCGCGUCGCCGUCGCUAUCGUCGUCCUCUUCCAUGACGCCGUCGCCGCACUCGUCGUCGCCGUCGUGCGGCGGGGCGGGGGUGGUGAUGAUAAGCCGGGAGGAGGAGGAGCGGGAGGAGAAGGCCAUCGCGUCAAAGAGCUUCUACCUGCACGCGUCGCCCCGGGCCGGCGACGGCGACCGGCCCAAGCUGCUGCCGCUGUUCCCCGUCCACUCCCCCAGGAUCAAUGAACUCCGGCGAGCCUAGCUAGCUAGCUAGUGUCAUGCGUGUUGACUGUUAAUCCACCGUCAGUCUCUCCAUAUAUGUUUACAUGUACCGCCUAUAUAUUUGUGCAAGCUAGAAUUAGAUGAUGGUCCAUGUAUGCAACGUGUACGCUUGUUAAUUAGCCGAUCUUGUUAGCUAGGCUUUAAUUCGUAGAUCUCUAAUUAAUCCUCUACGUACGUACUAUUCCCAUAUCUGAAUCUAAUCACGCGUGAAAUGUGUCUCCUGUCUUGUGUGGUGGGUCAUGUUGUCUUGUGUUCCACUAGCACUAGCAGCUAGCAGGUCAACUUCGUCUGAUCCUGGAAUUGGAAUGGAA